GUUUAUUAUCAGUCCCCUUCGAAUCUAGGUUAGACAAAACGAGGCUUCGCCAAACCCCUCAACAUCCAUCAUCGCCACAGCCUCACCUCUAUCAAACUUUCCACGAACGACCAAUCCGAUUCAUCACCACGAUAAAUAAAGUCAGACUUUGACUUUGGUGCGCCAAAUACACUCCCAGCCCUGAAUAAAGAACACAUCACCAUCUACAUAUUAUUCCCCUCACCAUGGCCGAACCAACUUUCUCUCGUCCUCACCACCCCCGCCGACUUUGCCCAUGGAAAAUAUGCGCUCACAGCCUUUGCCAGUUGAACCAGCCAGCGUGCCGGCUCAGAAACAAGCCCCGGAUCGCCAGUUCCUCAUGUUUCCAUACCUCCACCAAGAUGUCAGACUCUUAAUCUGGGAGGCAGCACUGCGUCCGCGGCCGUCGAAGAACUACAAUGCGGUACAUAGCUUUCGAGUGAACUUUUGGGAGGCCGAGGAUCCGAGGUCACACGAGAUGAGUGACGUUGGUCACAAGAGUCCGCAAAUCUUUGGAUAUCGAGUCAUGGAGGAGCUGGAGAGUCAGAAGAUGGCAAACGCGCUCGAAGCCAUGUCAAAUUGCUCUGAAGAGCUGAAAUCUGUGGUUCAUUGGGACUACGGGAUGUGGAAAGCUUGUGUUGAGUCUAGAUGGGUCAUUAGCCGACGGUUUCGACAGAAGCAAUGGCAAGAACUGAAGAUGAUCGUCUUGGAGGACCUGCAAACCGCACCCGAAAAGAUUCACGAGCCGUACACGAUAGAGAGGGCGUGGCAGAAGGAGAACAAGUUGAUGAAGAACGGCGGCCGGGAAAGUAUAAGCCAAUGGUACAGAGACUUCGUAUCGGUAGUCAACAUAGACGGCAUGUUCAACAACAUUGUUGCGACUCAUCCGGCGAGAGAUCUCUUCAUGAUCCAAGAUGAACGAUGGAUGUCUGAAUGUACACGCCUAGCCACGGUCAGAGAACAAGAGAACAACGCAAUUCAGCUCUUUCGGGAGAACGCCAUCUCCGCGACAAGCAACGGCUUUCCCAUCAUGGGAAACAUCGGCUUCGUGUACGAUAGAUCCUGGUCCAAUGGUAUCACGCGAAACGACCCGCGUCCCACGACAUUGAUGGAGCAGAGAUCCAGGAAUAACCCAAGAGGCAACUUCCUGCUCCUGCUGCACCUCUGCGUCGUGCGGAUGUUGAGGCUGCGACUUUGGCUCAUCGAUGAGGAAUACGACCCGUGCCACACAUGCAAGACGAAGGAAGAUGCUGAAGAGGAGGUCGACGAGGAGAAGAGGGAUCGAAAGAUGUUCUACCGCUAUGGGGAGGAGGAUCUGGUCGAGGUUGAUAUCAAGCCCAAUGUGAUGUGGGUGACGGUCGAGAAUGUGAGGGGUAUUCUUGCUAGUUCAUGCGGAUUUGUUCAAUACCUCAGCAGCGAUCGCAUUGUUGGCAAUCCUGCGUUCAACCCAGAUCCUAGGGCUAAGCCUUUCGAUGUUUGGAAAUGUGUUGGUGUUCUUGCGCCGAGGUCUAGGACUCCUUAUUGAGUGAUUGAAGGUGGAAGGGGUGUUUGUCGUU
Molecule: messenger RNA, 1574 nt
Organism: Fusarium oxysporum Fo47
Lineage: Eukaryota; Fungi; Ascomycota; Sordariomycetes; Hypocreales; Nectriaceae
Exons: 1
Coding region: 275-1543 (422 amino acids)
Source: RefSeq, a predicted model, not a curated record